UUUUUUAUGUGUCCCUUAUUUUCCUGAAGUGUAUGUGGUGACUAGGUAAUUUUAGUUAUAUUAAUGUGCCCAUCCUAAAUUCUAUUGUUGUUGUUUUUAUAGCAUUUUUCAUCUGAGAUACUCAAAGAACUUCACAAAUGAUAUAAAACCCUCUGAAUUUUACCCUAUUUAUUGAUGGAGAAACUGAGGCACAGAGGUUAGGUGACUUCCCCGUGGUCACACAGCAAAUUGACGUAAAUGGGAAUAUAAAUUAUAUCUCCUGAGUCUGAUGUCUUAAAACCACAGGUACUUCAGCUCUGAAGGAAAAUGAAAGGCGGGGUUACUGAAGAACAUCUGUACCUGGCUUACUCCCAUCAAUUUGAAGAUUGCAUCUUUCCUCUCCACACAUCAAUAUCCUUGUUUUUGCUGUCCUACUGUGACUGCAAAUUAUUCAAAGUUUUCUUAGUGCCUGCUAGUGACAGUACAGAUGACCAGUUAUUUGGCAAAGCACAGCCUGAUGACCUAGAGUUCCACUUCAUCUCAAGGCGUCAACUCCCUUUGGUUGUCCAGAGUUGCUGUUUGCCUGCUAUAGUUGAAGAAAAUGGCAAAUUCUGUCGAGCUGGUCUUUCUGUUGUGUUGAGGCACAUAAUACAGAAAACAUAUGAGGUAGAUCCAUCAAAGAAGUUGGUUUUGGAACUUUUGGGGUUUAAAAAGACGUGCCUAAAAGCCUGUGCUGAAGUUAGUCAGUGGACCAGACUUUGUGAGUUCAGCAUCCCGCAGGCUGUUGAGAGCUUAUUGAAUGCGUCUCCCGAUCAGUGUCAGGCCAUUCCACCUGAGGUUUUGCUUCUUGAGAAGAAGCUAGGAGAACCUGUCAGAGUGCACAAUGAUGACAAAAUUCGAAGGCAGAAACUUCAACAGCAAAAGGCAGGUGAUAAGACUGCAGCACCUGCCCUCGCUAAGAGAGCAACAAAAAAUCUUAGCCCAGAAGAAGGAACAAUAGUGGAAAUCAAAGACCAAGAAGAACCUGCAAGUUUGGAACUGAAAGUAGCUUUCUCAAAAUUAAUUGUGCAGGAAAUACCUGCUACAACCAACAGGGAGCCCUCUCACAUCAGGAAAACAAAAACCUCUGAUCUCCCACCUCUGGAGCAUGUUUUUGCUGAGGGGCUUUAUUUCACUCUGGCAGAUGUAGUGCUUUUGCCAUGCAUCCAUCAAUUCUUGGUUUUCAUCAAGAAGCACAACAAAAAGCUAUUAGAUUUGCGUCUGAUAUCCAGUUGGUACCACAGAGUUCAGGAAGUGCCUGGAGUAAAGAGUGCUGCUGCCAAGUGCAAUAUGCUGUUUCUCCAAUUUCCAGAUUUGCUGUCUUUCCCAGAUGAGCAGCUGAGAGACUUCUCUACAAUUCCUGAUGACUUAGAGGAAGAACAUGAAGACUAUCAGUUUAUAGGCGGUCCAAGGCCAACCAUGACAAAGUUAAUGGAAAGCGGUAUUGAAGCAAAGUUUUCUCCUCAUCCCUGCCCUAGGUGGACCCUAGAUUGGAACAGUCUACCAGCAGCAGUCAGUCCUGGAGAAGGUCUUGAGCAUCGAACUUUGAAUCUGAAGCAUUUUGAGCACUCUACUGCUGGUCCCAUAAGGCAGCCCUUGUUGUGAAGGGAACUGAUCUUUUCCCUGGGCUGCCAUCUUUGCCAGGGGCUCUUAUUUCUCCUCAGUGAGUGGG
This is a messenger RNA of Terrapene triunguis (Three-toed box turtle), 1690 nucleotides long. Its product is annotated as glutathione S-transferase C-terminal domain-containing protein-like. Lineage: Eukaryota; Metazoa; Chordata; Testudines; Emydidae. The coding region runs from base 307 to 1623 and encodes 438 amino acids. The record is from RefSeq and is a predicted model, not a curated record. The transcript is spliced from 6 exons.